AUGUGUGGUCAGACAAAGUUCAGCGCUGUCGCGGGUAUGGAUUCGCUCAAAUAUGGAAAUUGGAACGGGGUCACGAGAGGAGAUCUUGCCGCAAGUGCCGUUGAGUGGCAUAAAAAGAAAGGGAACCGCGCCGACUGGUCAAAACCCCCGGAUCUGAGUGACGGCGAAACCGCGCGGUUCUUAUUCGAUUUCUAUGCAGACGGCGAUUUCAAGGUGCCGGGAACAGGAGACAUUCCCGUUUGCAGCCCCAAAGAAGCAAUCAAGAACUGGGCAGAGCAUUAUAAUGACAAUCCAAGAUGGCCUGAGUAUCCUUGUAACAAACCUUGA
Molecule: messenger RNA, 327 nt
Organism: Colletotrichum truncatum
Lineage: Eukaryota; Fungi; Ascomycota; Sordariomycetes; Glomerellales; Glomerellaceae
Product: glycosylhydrolase family 18-6
Source: RefSeq, a predicted model, not a curated record